CUCUUUUAAGAGCCACCCAUAUUAUUAAAAGAACAACUCCUUUUACCGAUGAAACGUCUAUCUGCGCUCUCUAGGCUGCAAUCACUCUAAAGAGUUAAUGUUUCGAGCUCACGCACAGUCAACGUAGUGUUCCCGACAGGGUGUCAAAACAGUGUGUGGUUUCAACUAGGUCCGCGCCUACAUUAUAUAUUGCCAGUGUUCUGUACGCCUUCUAUACUUUCAUUUGGUUUGUUUUCACGCAACUGAGGAACGAUGUCUGGAAGAGGAAAAGGGGGUAAAGGGCUCGGGAAAGGCGGAGCCAAACGUCAUCGCAAAGUUUUACGCGAUAACAUUCAAGGAAUCACCAAACCUGCGAUUCGACGCCUUGCUCGACGCGGUGGCGUGAAACGCAUUUCUGGCCUCAUUUACGAGGAGACUCGUGGUGUGCUGAAAGUGUUUCUUGAAAACGUCAUUCGCGAUGCUGUCACGUACACUGAGCACGCCAAGCGUAAAACUGUGACUGCCAUGGACGUGGUGUACGCACUGAAGCGUCAAGGCCGCACUCUGUAUGGUUUUGGUGGUUAGUUUGGACUUCUUGCUAAAAAGGAAAAAAAAGGCUCUUUUAAGAGCCGCCCACAUGUGCGCUGAAAGAACACGUUUCUUACUUCUGAAGUGGUGUUGGUAUAUUGUAAUUCUAAUUGUACUUGUUACUCCUCCAUAACAAUCAUUGUGCAGAUUUACUUAAGACUGUGAUUUAAGUUCCAGAGUGGUUCUGUGGUUGAAAUUGCUGAGACAUUGUUUUGUUGAAACUGAGUUGUAAACCUAAUUUCAAAUAUGAGAUUGUUUAUGAUCAGACAUAGCACCAUCAGAGACCACAAAGGUUGUCUAAAACAUAAUACAGACAUUUAUUCAAAUGGGGCAUUCAUACAAAUAAAAUGUUAUUGUGAAAUGGGUAUUGUAAACUGGUGAUUUGAAAAUGUUUAACAUUUGAUCUUUGAACAUUUUGUGUAACCUGGAAUAAAAAACAGCGAUAGAGACAA
Molecule: messenger RNA, 1019 nt
Organism: Chanos chanos (milkfish)
Lineage: Eukaryota; Metazoa; Chordata; Actinopteri; Gonorynchiformes; Chanidae
Product: zgc:153409
Exons: 1
Coding region: 253-564 (103 amino acids)
Cellular component (GO): nucleosome
Molecular function (GO): structural constituent of chromatin; protein heterodimerization activity; DNA binding
Source: RefSeq, a predicted model, not a curated record